Molecule: messenger RNA, 1111 nt
Organism: Microdochium trichocladiopsis
Lineage: Eukaryota; Fungi; Ascomycota; Sordariomycetes; Xylariales; Microdochiaceae
Exons: 1
Coding region: 277-921 (214 amino acids)
Source: RefSeq, a predicted model, not a curated record
GAGCAGUUCUUUCCUUCUUUUCCUUCAUUCCUGGAGGAAAACAGUGGACACGGCAGGAGGGACGCAACAACAGGAGGAUCGUUGUUCUUUACUUUUCUUCUUUUCUCCCUCAGGAGAGCAGUGCCUUGGGCACGGACGAACAGGUGAGUAGGAGGGACGAGAGGACAGACGGAAGCCUGGGGGCUUCCUAUUUUUUUCUUCUUAUGUUCUUGUGGCCAAGAACCAAGCCUACUGAUGCACUGCGUGCAUCGGCGACACGAACGACAGUGAGACGAGAUGGCCACGACGGGUACGGAGGGGCAGCAGGCCACGGGGGUGGCGCGCCUGGUGAGGCUUCGACCUCUUCUUCCUCUUCACAUGAGGAGGGUUGUACGUCCGGGGACUGUGCGACCGAGCGGGAGUGUACUGCAGAGCAAGAUUAUGGCUAUUUUCGACAAACAUCGAGCGGAGCUCUCUACGGAGUGGGCAGCGAUGGGCACAGAGAUGUCAGAAGCCCUGGAGGCUUGGUGCCGGGAUUGUUGUGUGGCAGUUACUGUCGAGGAGAUCCGAGCCGAGGAGAUGGCAGGCGAUGGGAGCCUGACCCCGGUGCAGGUGUUCCACUGGGGAGUGCAGUGUUCCGGGCCGGUAAACGAGGAGCUGCGGAGUGCAUGCUGGAGGCGUAUCAGGGAUGCGACGAGGAGUGUGGAUGAGUACAUGAUGAGUCUUGGUAGCCAUUGCUCGGCGAGCAGGAAUCUCGGAUGGUGUUCCUGUCCGAAGCUGAAGUUAUUCCAGUGGCGAGGGACGGCCAAGGACCUGGGUGUCUUUCAGCUGGCAUACGUGCUGAUGCAGCUUACCAAGCUGGGUAGUCUCUAUGGGGGAGACUGUAGUAUGGUAUCCAACACAGUGGAACGUGCCUUCCUUGUAGACCAGGCUGCGGGGUAGCAGGCAGUGGGUGCGCCUGGCGACGCGAGGUGCUACGGGAGAGAGCUGAUCUCUCUUCUUUCUUUCCCUGGUGGUGCACGAACCACCACAGAACAUCGCGAGAUGACUCCAACACUAGUGCAGUGGGGCCUCACUUCCCCCACCCAGCAGGUGCGAAGAUGCACCGACUACAGACAGAGACAGAACCAUG